AUGUCGGAAGAGGCUGAAGUUGCGCUUUUCGAUCCUACGCAAAAGAAGAAGAAGAGGACGAGGAAGGUCGUCGCGGACGCCGCCACCGAGGAGGUAAAGGCUACCGAUGCCGCCCCCGAUCAGGCCACAUCCGACGAGGUCGCCCCUUCCACAUCCACCAAUGGCGAGGAUGCCUCUGCGGCUGCCAAGGCCGACAUCGAGGACUACUCGUACGAGACUCUGCUCCAUCGCGUGUUCGAGCUCGUUGGCGAUAAGCCCGAUCAGAAGCGAUCCAAGCGCGUGCCGCUGCCCGAGGCCUACCUCGUGGGUACCAGCAAGACCCUGUGGUCCAACUUCCCGGCGAUCGUGAAGGCCCUCAAUCGCAACCCCCAGCAUCUCCUGACCUACGUCAUCGUCGAGUUGGGAACGACGGCCAAUUUGGACGGCAGCGGCCGCGUCGUUAUCAAGGGUCGCUUCAUGCCCAAGCAGCUCGAGUCGCUGCUCAAGAAGUACAUCGACGAGUACGUCGUGUGCAAGACCUGCAAGGGACGAGACACCGUGCUCAAGAGGGAGAACCGUCUCCACUUCCUUGUCUGCCAGUCUACCGUCUGCGGAUCGUCUCGCUCCGUGCCGCCCCUCAACAAGGGUUACGUCCACAACAUCCGCCGUAAGAAGGGCAACUAA
This is a messenger RNA of Acanthamoeba castellanii str. Neff, 663 nucleotides long. Its product is annotated as domain found in if2b/if5 domain containing protein. Gene Ontology annotation, biological process: formation of cytoplasmic translation initiation complex; formation of translation preinitiation complex; translational initiation. Gene Ontology annotation, molecular function: translation initiation factor binding; translation initiation factor activity; mRNA binding. The coding region runs from base 1 to 663 and encodes 220 amino acids. The record is from RefSeq and is a predicted model, not a curated record. Lineage: Eukaryota; Discosea; Longamoebia; Acanthamoebidae. The transcript has a single exon. Gene Ontology annotation, cellular component: eukaryotic translation initiation factor 2 complex.